Anguilla anguilla (European eel) is the source of this 3026-nucleotide messenger RNA. RefSeq names its product transitional endoplasmic reticulum ATPase-like. Bases 140 to 2560 code for a protein of 806 amino acids. Gene Ontology annotation, molecular function: ATP hydrolysis activity; polyubiquitin modification-dependent protein binding; ATP binding. The transcript has 17 exons. Gene Ontology annotation, cellular component: VCP-NPL4-UFD1 AAA ATPase complex; cytosol; nucleus. Gene Ontology annotation, biological process: autophagosome maturation; retrograde protein transport, ER to cytosol; mitotic spindle disassembly. Lineage: Eukaryota; Metazoa; Chordata; Actinopteri; Anguilliformes; Anguillidae. The record is from RefSeq and is a predicted model, not a curated record.
CUAUCCUCUGGUAUGGGUAGUUUCUCCGCAGCUCUGAGAUGAGUGAGCGGCCUUGGAUUCAGUUUUACAGGAAUAUAGCUGCGGAUAGAGCGUUGUGAAAGAAAAAAAAAAUCACUUUUCAGAGAUCAGGAGGACCAACAUGGCUUCAGGUGGAGAACAGAAAAAUGAUGACCUGUCUACUGCAAUUUUAAAACAAAAGAAUAGACCCAACAGGUUGAUUGUGGAUGAAUCCAUAAAUGAAGAUAAUAGUGUGGUCUCUCUUUCUCAGGCCAAGAUGGACGAGCUGCAGCUCUUCAGAGGAGACACGGUGCUGAUGAAGGGGAAGAAGAGGAGGGAGACGGUGUGCAUCGUGCUCUCCGACGACACCUGCUCCGACGAGAAAGUGCGCAUGAACAGGGUCGUCCGCAACAACCUGCGGGUGCGCCUGGGAGACGUCAUCAGCAUUCAGCCAUGUCCGGAUGUGAAGUAUGGGAAGCGCAUUCAUGUUCUUCCCAUUGAUGACACAGUGGAGGGCAUCACAGGGAACCUGUUUGAGGUUUAUCUCAAGCCAUAUUUCCUGGAAGCCUACAGGCCUAUAAGGAAAGGAGAUAUUUUCCUGGUCAGAGGAGGGAUGCGAGCUGUUGAAUUCAAAGUGGUGGAGACGGACCCCAACCCCUACUGUAUAGUGGCUCCAGACACAGUUAUCCACUGUGAGGGAGAGCCCAUAAAACGUGAGGAUGAAGAGGAGUCACUGAAUGAGGUUGGCUAUGAUGAUAUUGGAGGAGUUAGGAAGCAGCUGGCCCAAAUCAAAGAGAUGGUGGAGCUACCCCUGAGACACCCGGCUCUGUUCAAAGCCAUUGGUGUGAAGCCCCCACGUGGCAUCCUGCUGUAUGGACCUCCUGGAACAGGAAAGACGUUGAUUGCUCGUGCUGUUGCAAAUGAAACGGGAGCGUUUUUCUUCCUCAUCAAUGGCCCUGAAAUUAUGAGUAAACUUGCUGGAGAGUCAGAAAGCAAUCUGAGAAAAGCCUUUGAAGAAGCUGAAAAGAAUGCUCCAGCCAUUAUCUUUAUUGAUGAGCUUGAUGCCAUUGCACCAAAAAGAGAAAAGACUCACGGAGAGGUGGAGAGGCGCAUUGUCUCCCAGCUGCUCACGCUCAUGGACGGGCUGAAGCAGAGGGCCCAUGUGAUCGUCAUGGCGGCCACAAACAGACCCAACAGCAUUGACCCAGCCCUCAGGCGAUUCGGCCGCUUUGACCGGGAGGUGGACAUUGGCAUUCCAGAUGCAACAGGGCGACUGGAAAUCCUCCAGAUCCACACUAAGAACAUGAAACUGGCUGACGAUGUCGAUCUUGAGCAGGUCGCUAACGAGACUCAUGGCCACGUGGGAGCAGACCUGGCUGCUCUGUGCUCAGAAGCCGCCCUCCAGGCCAUCAGGAAGAAGAUGGACCUGAUCGACCUGGAGGACGAGACCAUCGACGCAGAGGUCAUGAACUCCCUGGCCGUCACCAUGGAUGACUUCAGGUGGGCCCUGAGCCAGAGUAACCCCUCAGCCCUGCGAGAGACGGUGGUGGAAGUGCCCAAUAUCACCUGGGAGGAUAUCGGUGGUCUGGAGGACGUCAAAAGAGAGCUGCAGGAGCUUGUACAGUACCCUGUGGAGCAUCCAGACAAAUUCCUGAAGUUUGGAAUGACCCCUUCCAAGGGGGUGCUGUUCUACGGACCGCCUGGUUGUGGUAAAACACUCUUGGCGAAGGCCAUCGCCAAUGAGUGUCAGGCCAACUUCAUCUCCAUCAAAGGCCCAGAGCUGCUCACCAUGUGGUUCGGAGAGUCUGAAGCCAACGUCCGGGAAAUUUUUGACAAGGCCCGUCAGGCUGCCCCGUGCGUGCUGUUCUUCGACGAGCUGGACUCCAUCGCCAAGGCUCGCGGCGGUAACGUUGGGGACGGCGGCGGAGCCGCUGACCGGGUCAUCAACCAGAUCCUGACCGAGAUGGACGGCAUGUCCAGCAAGAAGAACGUCUUCAUCAUCGGGGCCACCAACAGGCCUGACAUCAUCGACCCCGCCAUCCUGCGACCCGGACGCCUGGACCAGCUCAUCUACAUCCCGCUGCCUGACGAGAAGUCCCGAAUCGCCAUCCUGAAGGCCAACCUCAGGAAGUCUCCCAUCGCUAAGGAUGUGGACGUGGAUUUCCUGGCUAAGAUGACCAAUGGCUUCUCCGGAGCUGACUUGACAGAGAUCUGCCAGCGCGCCUGCAAGCUGGCCAUCAGAGAGUGCAUCGAGAACGAGAUCAGACGGGAGCGAGAGAGGCAGACCAAUCCCUCUGCAAUGGAGGUCGAAGAGGAUGAUCCUGUUCCCGAAAUCCGGAAAGACCACUUUGAGGAGGCCAUGCGCUUUGCCCGCCGCUCUGUCAGCGACAACGAUAUCCGCAAAUACGAAAUGUUCGCACAGACACUGCAACAGAGCCGAGGGUUCGGCAGCUUCAGAUUCCCCACCAGUAGCCAGAGUGGUGCUGGACCAAGCCAGGGAUCAGCAGGGGGCAGCGGUGGCAACGUCUUCAACGAGGACAAUGAUGACGACCUCUAUGGUUAAACUUGACCACACGUUGGACCAAAAUAAUCCAUCCAACCAGGCCAUGUUGUACAAACAUAUGAAAAUUCCACAUUUCUAAGACUAUAUACUUCUUAAUGUUAAUUUUUAAAAAACAUCUCUCUCUCUGCCUCUACAAAUGUCAGAGAAAGCAUGUAGCCGCUCAUAUUUGAUCUGGUUUGAGAGAAACAUUAUUCCAGAGCCUGUUAUUAGAUGGAAGGGGGUGGGUGGGGAACAUUCUCUGUAGAGGGGCUUUAUCCUCAACUUUAUAAUUCACAACCUUACAAUUUGAGCCGCUGUAAGUCAUGGUUACUAUGUUAGUCUGUAAGGGAAAAAUGAAAAUUGCUAAUGGCGUCAUUUUUUAUGAACGUAGCAUAUAAUGUAUUAGAAGUUUGAAAAAUGUUUGUUAAAAAUAAAACCUUAUGGAACGGAAAACAAUAAAUUAACUGGUGAUGGUGCCUGUCAAAUG